Heteronotia binoei (common prickly gecko) is the source of this 2262-nucleotide messenger RNA. RefSeq names its product zinc finger and SCAN domain-containing protein 30-like. The record is from RefSeq and is a predicted model, not a curated record. Gene Ontology annotation, biological process: regulation of transcription by RNA polymerase II. Gene Ontology annotation, molecular function: DNA-binding transcription factor activity, RNA polymerase II-specific; RNA polymerase II cis-regulatory region sequence-specific DNA binding. NCBI's taxonomy places the organism in Eukaryota, Metazoa, Chordata, Lepidosauria, Squamata, Gekkonidae.
AAGCUCAGUGUGGAAGACGAGAACAGAUUCUAAAGUUUUCAGUCAUGCAGCACCAACUCUGAGUGAUUGUUCAGAGUCAGAAAUGGAGAAGGAGACUCCCACAUGUCCCAAAUUAGGGGAAGUAUCAGAAGGGAAAGGAGUAGCCCCUCAUGUUCUCCAGGCUGGGAGUAUCAGGGAAAUCCUGCAAAAGAGAACAGGACAUCCAAUGAAUUUUGCAGGGGAGGGAUUCGUUUCUCUUGAGGAGUGGGAAGUCCAGUGGCAGGAGUUCCUCAGAACGCUGGAGUCCUCUCACUCUCCAUGGGGAAUCUCCCCCUUACCAGAGAAACCUUCACCCUGGAAUGAUGCCAAGACUUUUUUGGCUUCCUUUGAGCAAGUGGCCGAAGCCUGUCAGUGGCCCCAGGAAGAGUGGGCGACCCGACUCCUGCCGGCCCUCAGUGGAGUAGCUGAGCAGGCCUAUAACUGUCUGGAUGCCAGAGACAGAGAGGAUUAUGGGAAGGUGAAGGCAGCCAUCUUGCGAACAGAAGCCCUGAGUCAGGAGAAGCAGCGUCAGCAGUUCAGGCAUUUCUGCUACCAGGAGGCUGAGGGGCCCCGGGGGGCUUACAGCCAACUGCGGGAAAUGUGUCAUGGGUGGCUGAGAGCGGAGAAACACAGCAAGGAGCAGAUCCUGGAGCUCUUGAUCCUGGAGCAACUGCUGAGCAUCCUGCCCCCGGAGAUCCAGAGCCGGGUGAGGGAGAGUGGUCCUGAGAGCUGUUCCCAGGCAGUGGCCCUGGCUGAGGAGUUCUUGAGGCAGGAGAAGCAGGUGCCCUGGGAGGAGGAGGCUGGGAGCACCUCUGAGGCAGGCCAGACUCCAUCUGAGAGGCAACUUUUGAUGGCUAUUGAGGGAGAGGAGAUUGGAGAGGCCAGCCCACUGGUGGGAAGUAAAGUUGAAACUGCCAAGGGAUUCCAGGUGCCAUCAUCAAAUAAUUCUAAGAAGGAAGAGGCUGCAGAAGACUUCAAGCAUCUAGAAGAAACCGAGAGGAAGGAGGGAAGCAGCAGGGUUGAGAGGAGGGAUAAACCCCUUCUCUGCCAGGGAGGGGACACUCAUAAAAUCCCAGUCCAAGAAAAAAGGCCAACCAAAAAACAAAAGAACAAAGGCCUCAGUGCUAACCAGAGAAUCUGCCUCAGGAAAAACAAAAACGAAAGUAUGGCUUUCGAAAGGACCUUCAUUCAGAAGAUGAAUGUUGUUUCCCAGGAACAAAUUUGCAUGGGGGAGAAACCAUGUAAUUGCUUGGACUGUAGAAAGAGCUUCAGUUGCCUAACAACCCUUCCUUCCUAUCGAAGAAGUAACUUGGGGGAAGAUCAGGAGAAUGAGAAAUACGAGGGACUGCAUCAGUUAUCACCAGAUAAAGCCAUGCCUGAAGAGUUGAAGGGAAACUCCAGGAAUCAAGAUGAACCAAAGAGGCAGGAGGGAUGCAACAUGGUUGAUGAGAGGGAGGAGGAGGGGAUUUCCAUGGAUUUCUGUGACAUCCUUCACAUAGUGGAGGAAACGUACAAGUGCUUGGAGUGUGGCAUGAACUUUUCAGAUCAAACUCAAUAUAAUAUUCAUUUGCAAGUGCACAGUGAAAUGAAGACCCAUCAAUGCUUGGUGUGUGGAAGGAGCUUCCUUUGCAGAGCAGAGCUCCUUAGGCAUCACCGAAUCCACACAGGAGAGAAACCUUACAGCUGCUCAGAAUGUGGUAAGAGCUAUUCACAGAAAACGAACCUUAUUCAACACCAAAGAAUUCAUUCAGGAGAGAAGCCAUAUAAAUGCUUAGAGUGUGGGAAGUGUUUCGGUUGGUAUAGCGAACUUCAGCGUCAUCAAAGAAUCCAUACAGGAGAAACCUUUCCAGUGCUCAGUGUGUGGAAAGAGAUUCAGUCGUACUUGUCAUCUUCAACAGCAUCUGAGAACCCACACGGAAGAGAAACCUUUUGAAUGUUCCGAGUGCGGAAUGAGCUUCAGCUGGAAUGGCAACCUUCAGCGACAUCAAAGAACCCACACAGGGGAGAAACCUUUUGGAUGCUCAGAGUGUGGAAAGAGGUUCAUUCAAAAAUCUAGCCUUCAACAACAUCAAAGAAUCCACAUGAAGAGAAACCACAUAGAUGUUCAGCCUAUUAUUAGCGCUUCUCUCCUAUUUCAUGCCUUAAAGACAACUACAGAGUCUCCACAGGUUGAAAAUAUAUGAAGUCUUGGAAAGAUCUUGCAUCUGUACAGAAAGGUUAUCAUAACUGUAGAAGACAAAAAAA